This is a messenger RNA of Drosophila kikkawai, 3687 nucleotides long. RefSeq names its product COUP transcription factor 2 (gene svp). Gene Ontology annotation, molecular function: zinc ion binding; RNA polymerase II cis-regulatory region sequence-specific DNA binding; nuclear receptor activity. Gene Ontology annotation, biological process: anatomical structure development; regulation of transcription by RNA polymerase II; cell differentiation. The record is from RefSeq and is a predicted model, not a curated record. NCBI's taxonomy places the organism in Eukaryota, Metazoa, Arthropoda, Insecta, Diptera, Drosophilidae.
UUCGUGGAAUGAGAGAGAUUUGUGUGAUGUGUCGUUAGGUCGAAACGGUCGAGUCGAGUCGGGUCGGGUCGUGUACCUUUUGCCACGAAUGUUUUGCCAGUCAGGCUCUAAAACCGUACGAGACCAGCUGAGAUUUCGCUGCUCCGCAUGACGCGCGCAUUUAUCAGAUACUUCUUGUACUUGUGCAGUGCCUGAAAAUUUUCCAAGUCUUUUCCAUCACACAUCGCGAGUGCCGAGCGGGAAAUCGAAUCUGAAUCUUAAUCUGAAUCUGAAUCUGAUCGAAAAAAAAAAAACGCCAAGUGUUUGCUUACAGCGGCGUGCUAAGAGAUGUGCUCAACUUAAAAAAUUAAAUUAUUUAUUUAGUAAAUAAUUGCAAAGCACAAAACGCACUAAAAAUACAAAAUAAAUAUACAAAUAUUAACGAGACGAGCUAGGACUCCGAGUGCAGCGCGAAAGUGUAUUCCAGCGAUUAUAACACGUGUUCCGAGCCGGCCGCCAAAAUUAUUACGCACAAUUCGCUGAGCGUGUACGGUGGCGGCGUCAUGUGCGCCUCCCCGUCCACGGCUCCCGGCUUCUUCAAUCCGCGCCCCCAGUCCGGCGCCGAGCUGUCCGCCUUCGACCUUGGACUCUCGCGGUCCAUGGGUCUGGGCGUCCCGCCGCACGGCGCCUGGCACGAGCCGCACUCCUCCUCGCUGGGCGGUCACCUGCACGCUGCAUCGGCGGGUCCUGGUGGCUCUCUGGCCACCGGAGGCACCACCACCGGAGGCAGUGUGUCCGCCGGUGGCGGCCAGACCACGCCCAGCAGCGUGGCCAGCCAACAGUCGGCGGUGAUCAAGCAGGACCUCUCGGCAAAUCUCAACCAGAACAACCACCAUGGUGGCGGUAUAAAGGAGGAUCUCUCCAGCCUGCCCAGCUCCAACGGAGGCUCCGCCGGCGGACACCACUCCAGUGGGGGCAUCCCCACCGGUCACAACUCGGACAUGCUGCCCCUGAUCAAGGGACACGGCGGCGGCGGCGGCCAGGAGAUGCUCACCAGCAUCAAGGGCCAGCCCACCGGCUGCGGCAGCUCCACGCCCAGCUCCCAGGCCAACAGCUCGCACUCGCAGAGCAGCAACAGCGGAUCACAGAUCGACAGCAAGCAGAACAUCGAGUGCGUCGUCUGCGGCGACAAGAGCUCCGGCAAGCACUACGGCCAGUUUACCUGCGAAGGUUGCAAAUCUUUCUUCAAGCGCUCGGUGCGACGAAAUCUCACAUACUCGUGCCGCGGCAGCAGAAACUGCCCCAUCGAUCAGCAUCAUCGCAACCAAUGCCAAUACUGCCGCUUGAAGAAGUGCCUCAAGAUGGGCAUGCGGCGCGAAGCUGUCCAGCGUGGCCGCGUUCCGCCAACACAGCCCGGACUGGCCGGCAUGCACGGCCAGUACCAGAUCGCCAACGGAGACCCCAUGGGCAUCGCUGGCUUCAAUGGGCACUCGUACCUUAGUUCCUACAUCUCGCUGCUGCUCCGGGCGGAGCCGUACCCCACGUCCCGCUACGGCCAGUGCAUGCAGCCCAACAACAUUAUGGGCAUCGACAACAUCUGCGAGCUGGCCGCGCGGCUGCUCUUCUCGGCGGUCGAGUGGGCCAAGAACAUCCCCUUCUUCCCGGAGCUCCAGGUGACCGAUCAGGUGGCCCUCCUGCGCCUUGUCUGGUCGGAGCUGUUCGUGCUGAACGCCAGCCAGUGCAGCAUGCCGCUCCAUGUGGCGCCGCUGCUGGCGGCCGCCGGCCUGCACGCUUCCCCGAUGGCCGCCGACCGUGUGGUGGCCUUCAUGGAUCACAUCCGCAUCUUCCAGGAGCAGGUGGAGAAGCUGAAGGCGCUGCAUGUCGACUCCGCGGAGUACUCCUGCCUCAAGGCGAUUGUGCUCUUCACCACUGGUAAGUUGCUGGACAUCCUUUACAAGGAUGUGCCGGCGCUGCUCACCAAGGUUUCAGCACUGCUCGGCAAGGGCAGCUCCCCGGCGACCAACGACGACAUUCUGGGCGUGGUGCGUGAGCACCUGGACGAACUCAAUCGCCUCGAGCUGGAGUCACAGGCGCCACAGCAGGCACCGCUCCAUCUGGCGGCGUUUAUGAAGAGCGUGGCCGGCGUCGAGGCUGCAGUGCAGCAGGCGGAGCAACUGCAGCAGGUUCAGGCUUCUGCCUCUGCCUCUGCGGCUACUGCUCCUGCUCCAUUGGUGCCCUCCGCUGGUAGUGCCUUCAAGCCCGCCGGUAAUGGCAAUGCAACCGGCUCCGGCUCUGAGGUGGACCUUCUGGCCAGUCUGUAUGCCCAGGCACAAGCCACGCCUCCGAGCAGCGGCGGCGGCGGCGAGGCCUCUACGGGGCAUAACAACAGCAGCGGGCUGGGCGCCUCGCUUCCUACUCAAUCGCAAAGCGGUUCGUCCUCCCGCAACCUAACCGCCUCGCCGCUGAGUACUUCGCUGACAUCCGCUCAUGCUCCCGCUCCUGCUGCUCCCCCCUCUUCUGUCCCAGUGACAUCCGUGUCCACCGCCUCCUCCUCCUCCUCGCUGGCCGGUGGAGCCUAUCAGACGCCCUCGGCUGCGGCGGCGGCGGCAGCUAUGUUCCAUUACCAAACGCCACCGCGCGCCGCCUUCGGCUCGGCCUUCGAUAUGUUCCACCACAGCACGCCCUUCGGAGUGGGAGUGGGUCACGCCCACGCCCUGGCCCACUCGGCGGGCGGUGGGAGCGCGUCCUUCGGCAGCCCCAGCUACAGGUACUCGCCGUAUAGCCUGGCCGGCAGUAGAUGGCAGUUGUAGGAUCUCGCAGAGUCACGCCCCUGUACUUACCUGUAAAUGUAUCCGUAUCUGUAUGUGUAUCUGUAUAGCGCGAGGUCAGCCCUUGUACAUUAAUUUAGUGCCUACUGCUAGUAUCUACCUAUUUAUUGCCUUACGCUAAGUCUAGUUUAGUCUAGUGGUAACUGCUUAGAUUCGCCUAGAGAACUUUGCCAAAAACCGAAUGCCAAGAAUCGAUAGUGGAGGAGAGAAGAGAACUUUAAGAAUAUAUAUAAAGCUGUUGCUGUUAAACAAAAAUCUAAUCCUGGCCUGUGUUUUUACUCGUUAUCUGUUACUAAUGCUUAAUCGCUUGUUGACUAGUUCUAGUAUUUUAUUUCGUUGCUUUAUUUUGGUGAACUAACACUAUAUAAUUAUUUAUUUUAUAUUUUAUUUUAUUUAAUAUUUUGUUAUUUUUGAUUAACCAACAAACUAACAUUUCCCCGUUUGAGCCGCAAGGUCAAGUCCACCCCUAAGUAUACUUUGUAUUUAUUACCUUAAUUUGCCUUUGAGAUCCUACUAAAUUGUGGUUUAAAUUUGAAUUAUUUUUGAAAAUUUUUAGAACUAUAGAACAUUAUUUUACAGGUUUUUCAGAUUUCUUAUACAUAUUCAAUCAUGAGUUGAUUUUAUGCAUUUUGAAAUGUUAAAUAAUUGAAAUACAAGUUUUUUAUGAAAAAUGUACAUCUAAUUCAAUGGAUUGGUUUUAGUUUCCGUAAAUUUGAAAGAAACUAAAACUAUUUUUUCAUUGUAAAUUCUAUUUAAAUAUUAAAUUGGUUACAAUAUAGAUUUCAAACCAUUUCAAUCUCAACAAAAAAGUAAAUCUUUGAUUAGCUAUUUUUAAUUUCUUAAUUUAAUUGAAAUUAAAAUUAUUUAAUCGAUUUUUAAU